GGCCCAUCGCUCAGCUAUAUAAACGGAGAAGACUUGGUCCCUUUCCCCCGCGCAGGAGGUUCUUAUUUUCCCGAGCAAAGCGAAGAACGACCGCAGGAGAAGGAAGAAUCAAGAGAGCGACCACCGGAAUAAGAAGAUGAUUAUUCCAGUCCGUUGCUUCACUUGCGGCAAGGUGAUUGGGCACAAAUGGGAUACUUACCUCGAUCUUCUUCAAGCUGAUUACACUGAAGGGGAUGCACUUGAUGCAUUGGGGUUGGUCCGUUAUUGUUGCAGACGGAUGCUAAUGACCCAUGUUGACCUCAUUGAGAAGCUUCUGAACUACAAUAGUAACUCAGUUUCUCACUCUAACUAAUGCAUGGGUGCUUGCUUUUUUGUGCAUAUUACUCAUUGAGAAUGUGCUAGCUCAUGCAUGUUGUAAUAUCAGCCUGAGCUUCUGUUCUUCUGGUCCAUGGCCGAACCAAAUUGUAUUGGUGAGCUAGUUGCCUAUAUUCUUAUCCUGGACACAAAAUCCUUACCAUCUCGGAUUUACUUGGUAGUCGGCUGGUUUGACCCUGCCAUUUGUUCCUAAAGGCUAAAACAGAUUGGCAGACGCUCCGAAUAAUACCUAAGUUUGGAGCAUUAUGGCAAGUAAAAAGGUCCCAAAAUUUCGUGUGAAUCCAUGCCAUCUGGGAACUAGAUGAUUAUUUGAUUAUUGUGUGGUUUAAACCUGCUGUUGGUUGAAUAUCACUAACACUCCAAUUAAUGUGUAGCAUCGAAUCAUUAUUCAUCACGUAACUGGGUUUCUGUUUUGUUUGUGUAAAAUGGCAACUAAUUUCAACUUUUAUUCCUCUUCUUUCCACUGACGAAUUACCCUUUGUUGCUGCAGCUCUGGAGAAAAGCGAGGGCACUUAAAGUCGGGACAUUGAGGGGGAGUUCAAUGGAGGUACAUGAGCAGUUUUGCAACAGCGUAGAAGUUAGAAGGCUAAAAUGAAUGGACGAUGGUGGAGACAUGAGCAUUUGGUGAAGUGUGUUUGUGAAUUGGGGUCACCUGUGUUGUACUCCUUGUAACGAACCUGUACUCUGAGAUUUUUGUGGUGACAAAACAGUUCUAAAAUCUGUCAGUUAAUGUUGAGAUGAUUGUAUGGUGAUCCGUUUACUUGACUGCCGACGUUUACAACUUUACUUCAAACAUCGCCGUUACUUGCCGAUCUCUGACCUACUACCGAACCCGGCCACCAGCUGUUAUUGACCCUGAAGGGAAAGCACAAACAACAAAUCGUUGCGUUGCGUUGAGUGUAUAUAUCGCCACGAGUCUCUUCUCUCUCUGGCGGAGCGGUGGCUCGACACGACCUUGUUUCGGAAUUUGUAGAUCCGAAUCCCCGGACCAUUGCAAUCUUCUGUAACUUCCUUAUAGCACCCCUAUUUCCCGCAUCUGUCUCUCUCUAGAAAGCUCGUUUCUUUUUCUUUCUUCAACGGCAACUGAGCACAGAAGAACCCUAGUCAACAACUAGCAUGGGCCCGGCCAGUUGGCCGGAGGAAGGUGAGGUAUGAAAUUUUAUAAUGUAAUGGGGUGUAUAGCUUAUUGUUGUAUAAUUUUUUUUGGGAAACUCGUGAUAAAAAUAGUGAAUUUUAGCAGGAAAGAGACAUGAAUGAUGCAAUGGAUCAAAAAUCGGCCUUAUGAACCAAAAUCAAGUACAUGUUACCUUGUGAAACAAUAUUGUUUCUGGUAAUAUGAUGAGGUGUAGUAAGUUUUAUAUAAACCGAAUUCCAGAAAAUUGAAUAAAAAAUCGCCUAUCCCGUCGGUUUUCGGGAAAUGAGUAUCUCACAAUUGUUGCUAGCUUUUACUCAGCCCGUUGGUCGAUUAAUUUGCUUUAUAAGACUUUCAUCUUCUCGUCACUGUGCUUUCUGAUUUUUGUCAGGCCAUGAUAAAAUCUAAGGAAAUCAAGAACGAACAACACGAUUUGGGAUAGGAACCUCCGUUUCGUAUGCCUAGAAAAUUGUGGUCAACACAGGCUCACCUGCCAAACUGGUUUGGAUUGAGAUUUUUAUCGGGUAUCGGGGAAGCAUGUGAUUAUAAAUUAGACUUGAUUAAAACGGGCCAAAACUUGAAAUUUAUCAUGUUUGAGUGACCCAUGCCAAAUUCUAAUUAUUCUUUACUUUUAAACUUUCUAUUUGAAAAUAAAAAAUAGUGAAAGAAAAGAGAUGACUGCAUUUCGCCAUUUGCACAUCACUUCUUCGGGAAUAAAACCAUAGAAAUUCA
This is a messenger RNA of Linum trigynum, 2239 nucleotides long. NCBI's taxonomy places the organism in Eukaryota, Viridiplantae, Streptophyta, Magnoliopsida, Malpighiales, Linaceae. The record is from the annotation of a GenBank genome assembly.